AUGGCGCUCACCGGUGCAUCUAAUGGCGGCGUCUGCUCCUUGAAGCACCAACUGACAGACGACCUGCAACAUACACAAUGGGAUAUAGGCCUCUGCUGCCCGUCCGCCGAGUGCCAAAGCGACGCCCAACAGCGCGUUGCUCACCGGCGCGGCGCGUGGCGCGUGGCGCGCGGCGCGUGGCGCGUGGCGCGUCGGCGCACGCGCCUAGGAGAUGACGCAGGAGUUGCGCUUGGAGCCCGAAUGGCGCUCGCGGAUCUGUUGCAGGUGCUGCAGCUGCGCGGGCGACGGGAUGUGCGGCCCGGCGCCGCCCGGGCCCUCCGAGAUGGAGUGGCGCGGGAGCGACUGGCGCCGGCGCUUGCGCAGCGCCGGGCUCAGGUUGUACUUCACCUUCGCCUGCGUCAGCAGCUCCUUGAACACCUGCAACCGCACACACCCGUAACUCCCCCGCGACAAAACGGCCGCUGGCACCACUCGAAAAAGAUCAACGCGUUUCAAGUGCUACGUGGGGGCGCUGCGGCGCGCUGCUUCCGUCGCUGGCUGCGCCGAGGCCCUCGGGACGAAAAAGCCGAGACGCCGAGAGAAGGCUCCGAAUCCAACAAGACGGAUCGUGUACGAGACGCUUGUACCAUCAGUGGAAUUCCGAGUCAACACACACAGCGCCCCAGCGGCGAUUCUGCGGUCGCCUCGCCUCGCCUCGCCGCGCCAGCGGUCUCCAAUGAACGGCCAGCCCCGCUGAGACAUCGCCAGGGCGCGGCGUUGCCACACCUCUCGCUGACCCUGCGCUAUACAGCGCCUCCAGUGAUUAAUUACUGCAUCGGACAUGCCGUCGGUAGCCCUCAAUGUUCACCCGGGUCUCUGAAUACAUUUGCUGGGGAAUAUGGCCGACUUUACGUGACGGCCCUGACGUGCGGGGGCACAGGUCGAUUUGGCGUUCGUGUUCGGAAAUAUAACGUUGUUGCAGUGACUUUUUGGUUUCAUAAUUAUAAUGACACAAGAAAUAACACUGAAGAACGACGUUCCAUUGUUCCUGUGUUUUAA
Messenger RNA from Gryllus bimaculatus (two-spotted cricket), 1038 nucleotides. NCBI's taxonomy places the organism in Eukaryota, Metazoa, Arthropoda, Insecta, Orthoptera, Gryllidae. The record is from the annotation of a GenBank genome assembly.